Molecule: messenger RNA, 2092 nt
Organism: Triticum aestivum (bread wheat)
Lineage: Eukaryota; Viridiplantae; Streptophyta; Magnoliopsida; Poales; Poaceae
Product: D-aminoacyl-tRNA deacylase
Exons: 9
Coding region: 256-1707 (483 amino acids)
Biological process (GO): D-amino acid catabolic process
Molecular function (GO): D-aminoacyl-tRNA deacylase activity
Source: RefSeq, a predicted model, not a curated record
AACACAUCACAUAGUAACAUCGCCACGCCAAGUGAGUCUGGUCGAGGUGUUGACAAACAGCUGGAUGCCAACCCGCUAGCCGAUCAGCAACGACAUCAAGGAACAGGCAAAAGGAGAAGCUGUCCGACAUCAAGGAACAGCCGAGGAGCGACAAGGAGAAGCCGUCCGGGCGAGCAUACACCUAGUACAGCCACAAUGAAGAACAAUUGAAGGAGCGGUUUCCCAUCAACCGGCGUGGCCAAGGUAGACGCACGGAUGUUGGCGAAGCAAUUCAAUUCCUCCAAGUUCGCCGGCGGCAGCGUUGCGGCCAUGCCUUGGAAACACGCCGGGGCUGGAAGAAGGAGACGCAUGCUUGAUGAAAGCCCGCCAUUCUCCAUGCGCAGAUCUCCGCUGAGGCCUCGCCGGCUUGAGGGAGGGGAAAGUACAGAUCGAUUUCUUGAUUUUAGAUGGAUUUGUUUUUGUCAAGAAAAAAUUAAGUGGGGCCAGCAACAUGAGGGCCGUUGGAUGCAUACGGGAGCACGGAUGGGAGCAGCCGAGCGGAGCAGGCAAGCCCCGUCCGUGCGCCGCCCCCUGAAAACCAAUCCCUGCGGUCUGCGGCGUCAAGCUUUCCCCCCACCACAAGGAAACUACCAUCUCAAUUUAAUAAACUCCCACAGCUUUGAGGCGGCGAGAAGCAGAGCCGGAGGAGGAGGCCACAGCUUUGAGGCGGCGAGAAGCAGAGCCGGAGGAGGAGGAGGGGAAUCGGAGAAGAUGGUUAUUCUCGUGGUAGCGACGGCGUCGGACCCGGCGUCCAUCGGCCCCGCCGCCGCGUUCCUGGCCAUGCCUGGCUGGUCCCCCGGCCCGCCCAUCCCCGAGGGGAUGGAGAGCUUUACAAAUGGGAAUGUUAGGUUAUUGAAGCAUGAACGCAGCAUUGUUGCAGAGGAUGAUCUUGACCGUCGGUGGCAGGAAGCCACUGGAGAGGCUGUUUCCGAGGUCAUAUUCCUCAGUAAACACACUGCAGUCUCCAACCGCCCUGCACUCACUGUCCAUCCAAUCGGUGUGCCACAUCUGAGGGAGGAUGAGACCCCCCCUCAAGGUGGGAGGCCUGGAUGGGCAGCGGUGCCAAACCCUCGAAUUGGCCCAUGGUUCCGGUUGAUGCAAAAGGUUGCUGCAGACCAAGGUCUUGUUCCAGAGUUUGAGAUUACACUUGAAGCUACUCACCAUGGACCACUUACCAGUACACCCACGAUGUUUGUUGAGAUAGGAAGUACACAAGAAUACUGGGGUAGACAAGAUGCUGCGCAGGCCAUUGCUCUAGUUCUAUGGAAAGGUCUUGGUCUUGAGGAAGGAAAUGCUGUUGGAACUUGGCUGGGGAGUGGUGAGAAGGUUCUACUAGGUAUCGGUGGUGGUCACUACGCCCCUCGUCAUACGGAUAUUGUCAUCAAAGAUGGUGUCUGGGUGGGUCAUCUCCUGUCUGGUUACUCUUUGCCAAUGGACGCUCCGCCUCAAGUAAAUGGAAAGAGUUCUGGUGAGGUUGGUGGUAUGUGGAAGCAUUCCAUCAAAGUUUCGUAUGAAGCCACAAAGGCAGGAUUUCCUGGUGGUGAAGUUAUAGCACAUCUUGAUCAGAAGAGCUUCAAGGGGUGGCAAAAGAACGCUAUCACGAGCUAUUUGCAGGAGCAAAAUAUCAGGAUAGGGAAACCCAAUGAUUUCCUCUGCACAAAAACUUGACUGCGCCCACAAGGCAAGUCGUCGAAGUGACUUCACCCUCCCUAGGGCUUGGCACAUGCAAAUUGAGUAAAUAUAGAGCACUGUAUUUUGAUAAUCCGAUUUCAAGAUGUAGAGUACUCCCUCCCCGUUCGUCUUAGAAGGCCUCUCUUGUGCCAAAAGAGAAAAAAACAGGAAUAUACUACUCCCUCCGUCCGGAAAUACUUGUCCUAAAAAUGGAUGUAUCUAGACUUAUUUUAAUUAUAGAUACAUCCAUUUGAUCCAUUUCGAGGACAAGUAUUUUCGGACGGAGGGAGUAAGAGAGAGACAUAUCUUAAGGGCACGUUUGUCUGCCAGACUACGCGUGCUUGUGGUUCCAAGAGUUGGCAGGCAAAUGGGGCUAUCAUUA